AUGAGCGUUAAGAACCCAAGCUUAGGAUGGGAGCGGCUACAGGAUGUGUAUUAUAGAAAUAGAGAACUCUGCAAAUUAAGCAUACCACCUGGAACGGAAUUUAAGCUCAAACUAACAACCACGUUACUUGCUGUCGAGGCGGAUAAUUUUAUUGAGAUAUUCCACUACGGAGGCCAAAGCCUUGCUAGGAUUGAUUUGAACACAGCACCUACCAAAAUUAUAUGCUAUGAUUUUGAUUACGAAGACGAAGGAUCUCUCAUAAUGGCCCUUAGUGAUCGAAUAAGGGUUUACUACAACUGGUAUCCGAUGCAGUUUCGAGACUAUCUUCUACCCGAUCAUAUUGAAGACACUAUAUGGGAUUACAAAAAUCGGGUAGUAGUGCUUUCUUCAUCUCAGGACCUCUAUAAGUUUGAUGGGCAGCAAAUAGUUAGAAUCUGUGAGAACAAUGAACGUUUCACGCUACUGACCAAAAACCACUGGGAUUGCAACGGUAAAUUAGCUGUAUUAUUGGGUUUUGAUCGUAUCUUCCAUCUUUCGGUUGAGUCGCAGAAGCUGGAGGCAGAUAACGUUGAAGAAGCAUGGCAUUCAGUGGUAGUAUCCCCCCAGGGCCUGGUAUGCUUAUACAAUGCAAAGUCAUACGGGUCGAGGAUUUACAAGAAGGGCAGUAUCUUGCCAAUGGACAUAAUGCUAGAGUCCCAUCCUGAGAAAAUACUCUGGUGUGCAAACGAUACAAUUGCAUGUUCAUUCAAUGGCGAUGAGAUCAAGCUUUAUGGUCCAGACUCCUCCAGUGUUACAUUUUGGUACCCAGAAGGGCUACUUGAAUUGGAAACAGAUUCAAGAGGACUUAGAGUGGUUACCGCCGAUAAGGUUAACUUUAUUUCUAGAGUCGGCAAAGAAACAGCGAGUGUCUUUCUGAUGGGGUCGACGGAACCUGGCUCAAUUCUAUUAGAUUCCGUGACCUUUUUAUCAACCCAAACCCCUCGCGCAGUUGAAAACCUCAAGAUAAUCAAUCUUGAUCAAGGUGUUGCCGAGUGCUUGGAGGCCACACUUGAUGAAUUAGAACCAUACUGGCAAAAAAAACUUCUCUCUGCGGCCGUUUUUGGUAAGAGCUCUCUUCCCAGAGAGUCCCAGAACUCCAGUCUUUUUGUUGACGCGUGUGAUAAAGUUAGGGUUCUCAACAUGCUAACCGAAAAGGGAAUAAUACUCACGGCUAAACACCUAGAACUACUUGGUAUAGAUAAAUUGAUAUCCCGGUUGAUCAAAUCAGGGAACUUCCAUGAGAGCGUCAUGAUUUGCAAAUUUCUCAAAGUACGUGGCAAGCUACCUAAGAUUUUUUCAGCGUGGGCAAGUGCUAAGAUCCUAUUGUCUUCCGAUUUAGAUGACGAAUCCAUUUUGGAAUCCAUUGUGAAGCUUGCUGAAAGCCUACCCGUCAAAGUUUCGAUGGCUAGUGUGGCUACUACCGCAUUCAAUGAGGGUCGGCCAACCCUAUCUAAGAAAUUGGCAAAAAGAGAGCCAUUGCCCGCAGUUGAACUCUCAUUGCUUCUAGAGCUUGACGAAUGUGAACUUGCUUUGGAUGAGGGGCUACGGCUCGGAAUCCCUGAAAUGACACUAUCGGUUUUGUUGACGCUCAAAGAACGGCUUACUGUUGCUCAAUUCACUAAAAUUAUUAUGUUGAUAAUGCGAGAGGACCAGCUCUUCGCAUAUUUUUGCAGAAAUGACGUCAACUACUUAAUUGACUUUUAUCGUCAAGCAGAUCAGCUUCCUGAUCUCGCUUACGCCUUGUGGCUUCAAGGCGCUUCCCGGGGGACUUCAAGUGAGUGCGUACCACUAGUAAAGGAACUUUACAACAGAGUUGCUAACGAUUCUCUGUUAAAAAAUGAUCAGAGCAUUUUAGAAAGGCAGGUUUCGGUCGUGGAGUUCCAGAAGUCCUUGGAACAAACUCAUCAACUCAGCGUAAUUAAUUCAAGUUUGGACGAUACACUGAGACAGUUGAUAACCAAGCACCUUGACAAGCAGUUGGCAUCCUGCGUCAAAAAAUUUAGGAUACCGGAAACCAAGUUAUACCACUUGAAGUGCCAGGUUCUGAGUGAACAGCAAAGAUUUGACGAUCUUCACAAAUUUGCGCUAGAAAAGAAGUCGCCCAUUGGUUACAUCCCUUUUUUUAAAAGUUGUCUUCGGCAAAAACGGAAGAAGGAAGCUGCAAUCUACGUUCGCAUGAUAAGUGGAGCUCAAUAUGAUAAAAAACUCGACAUGUAUUUGCAGUGCGAAUCGUUUUACGACGCAAUUCAAUUAGCGGCUAAAGAAAAAGAUAUCCCAAAUCUCAAGAGAGUUUACAAGCUCGUCCCCCCAAAUGAGCCACAGCUAAAAGCACUUAUCACAGAACAUAUGGAUAAGUUUGGCAGUCAACGCUAG
Molecule: messenger RNA, 2412 nt
Organism: Lachancea dasiensis
Lineage: Eukaryota; Fungi; Ascomycota; Saccharomycetes; Saccharomycetales; Saccharomycetaceae
Source: the annotation of a GenBank genome assembly